AUGAGGGACUUGACGGAAGAGGGUGGAUCAACUGCGCUUCGGUCAGCUUGUCUGGUUAAACAGUUUGGGAAACAAGGAUCAGGCCGUACUGACUUCAACCUGCCAAGUGGUGUGCAUGCAACUAUUAGAGGGCAGUUGUUUGUGGUGGAUUGUGGAAAUGCCCGAAUCCAAGUGACAGAUCUCCAGAAGAAUGUUGUACAACAAGUUUCCCCUUCAGGAUCAGAUCGGUCAUCCCGUAUCUGCAACUACUUCGAUGUGGCUGUGAACUCAAAAGGCCUUAUCGCCUUGACCUGCGCAGCAGAACGAGCUCUGUUGGUGUUUAGUCGUCAUGGGCGACUUCUGCAAACAUUUGGAGGCACAAUGAUUGGCUCCACCAAUGAAGAGCUGGAUGCCCCGAGAGGAGUGACUGUUACACAUCAGGAUGAGUUCUUGGUUGCUGACAUCAAACGUGGAACCUUGACUGUCCUAAAACUUGACCCAAAAACUGGAACCAGGCUGGAGCGCACAGUGGUUACAGGAUACCACAGACCCUAUUUGGUGGCAGCCUGUCUCACCACUGGGCUCAUGGCUGUAUCGGAACGAGGCAGUGAUUCCGGACGUGUUCCAUGCAUUCGAGUCCUGGAACCUGGCUGGAGCACAAUCCGAAUUCUGGGAGUGUGUUCUGGCCUAGGGCCUGUCUUAACCUGCCCCUGGGGCCUAUGUAUUGACAGCGAUGGGGAUGUGUUAGUUGCAGAUUGGGGGAAGCAAAAGCACAGUGUGCUUAUCUAUUCAUCAAAAGGCACUGGUUGGCCUCUGGUGACUGACAACCUAAGUAGUCCACGGGGUCUGGCACUUGUACCUGAUGGUCAUGUAGUUGUAUCAGACAGCAUGAAUCAUUGCAUCAAGAUCUAUCGCUACAAAUGA
Messenger RNA from Menidia menidia (Atlantic silverside), 903 nucleotides. NCBI's taxonomy places the organism in Eukaryota, Metazoa, Chordata, Actinopteri, Atheriniformes, Atherinopsidae. The record is from the annotation of a GenBank genome assembly.